This is a messenger RNA of Bacillus rossius redtenbacheri, 6197 nucleotides long. Its product is annotated as DNA replication complex GINS protein PSF1-like. The record is from RefSeq and is a predicted model, not a curated record. Gene Ontology annotation, cellular component: GINS complex. Gene Ontology annotation, biological process: DNA replication; DNA strand elongation involved in mitotic DNA replication. The coding region runs from base 342 to 926 and encodes 194 amino acids. NCBI's taxonomy places the organism in Eukaryota, Metazoa, Arthropoda, Insecta, Phasmatodea, Bacillidae. The transcript has 6 exons.
GAAUCUAAUGGAAAAAGAAAGGAGUGGAUGAGUAACAGCAGUUGUCAGGAAGGAAGGAUAUCAAGACAGCGAAAUAAAGUAGAGUUAGCGAGAAAGUGGAUAAAUACUUAAUUUUUUAACGUUUUAAAAAGUAAUAUUUUUAUGUUUUAUAUUAAGUUUAUGGAAUUUAAUAUAUAGUUGACAUAAUUAUUCUAAUCAUUAUUUAAAUUGAACAUGCAAAUACUUUCAUGACAUCAGUAGCGUAAGUCUUGUUAUAUUAAAUCUAUGACUAAUAGCUGGCAAUUUUUGGCGGGGAAAAUCUUCUGACUUUAGUGUGUCUGUGUACACACAGUUUUGUCAGCAUGUUUUGCGAGAAAGCUUUGGAGUUAAUCAAGGAACUUGAUCGUUCACCGGAUUGCCUGUCACCUUUUAAUGAUGAAGCUGUUCGGCAAGUGUUGGAGGAAAUGAAAGCCUUAUUCGAACAGAACCAAAAAGAUGUGAACGCAGCCAUUGCUGGAGACGCGAGCUACAUGUCAGGGGUCCACCUCCGACACGCCGCCCUCGAGAGGAACAAGAGGUGCCUGCUGGCAUACCUGUACAACCGUCUGCGGAGGAUCCGCCAGAUGCGAUGGGAGUUCGGCAGCAUUCUCCCGCCAGACAUCAAGGCCAGCUUGUGUGAACCUGAGGUCCAGUGGUUCUCGAGCUACAGCAAGCUGCUGGCGACGUACAUGGGCUCCAUCGGGGAGGGUAGCGGACUGAACCUCACUCAGGACGUGCGGCCCCCCAAGUCACUCUUCAUAGAGGUGCGGUGCCUGGUGGACUACGGCCGGCUGGAGCUGGACGACGGGGACGUGGUCGUCCUGAAGAGGAACAGCCAGCACCUGCUGCCUCGCUCCCAGUGCGAGCUGCUCGUCCGCCAGGGCGUGCUGGAGCACGUGGCGCGGUGAGCGCUUCCCUGGUCCCGGUGCUCACAUCCACCACGCCGGCCACCCCGAGAACUGUGCACCGCGAUCGAGCUUGUGUUGCUGCGCCCUCUACUUUUAAUACAUAAAUCCUAUGAAGUAUUCAGUUAAUUUAUUUGCUGUUCAACUGAAGGAAAAAUGCAAGAGGUGAAAAAGCAUUUAGUGUGAUGGCACGAGAAGGUGACGUCAGUUUUGGCCAGUUUUCCAUUUUAAAAAAGGCAAGGGGUACAAAAGUUUCAAAAAAUGAGCACAAUAUGUUUCAGUUGCUUCAGUGUAUGUACACACAUAAAAAAGCCAACGCAUAACUUUGCAACUUUUUCCUUUUUGCAAUCCAUAGAUGUAGUUGCCAAGACUAACGUUGGGUUCUUAAAGAGUGAUGAGUGUUGAGGGGUGAUGGGUGGAGGAAACGAGGAUACCUCAAUAAAACGUACCUGCUCAGGGCAACCUCUGUCAUGUUUCCCCACACAAAAAAAAAACCAUAUGAAUUGGACCGAAUGGCCUUGAUAAGAGGCAAGUUUUCUGACCAUUGAUCCUUGUUUUGAUGAGAGAUGUUUAUCCAGGGAAAAGAUCACUACACAUCCAGCAUCCUUCGGAUAGGAAAUGCAUUAGCCAGAAGGUAUCAAACCACCCUACUUUGAAGUAGGAACUGAGGAUUGCUAAAGAGUAGAACAUUAAUUUGCAAGAAAAAAUAAAUUGGAAAAUGUUUAUUAAUGAUACUUGUAAAUGCAUAUACAGUAAACUCUCGAUUAUCCGGGCCUGGAUUAUCAGGUUUUCGGGUUAUCCGUGCUUGAUUUUUUUUAUGAAGUUGUAAAAAAAAAAUGACGGGGUGUAGCUAUGCCGCGACUGCGCUGAGGGUUUUUUUUUUUUUUUUUACUGCUGACCCUUCAGACCCUCGUUCCCCCGCCACCUUCACCCGUCAAUUUGUCACACUUUAAACCAAAAAGGAAUGCCUUGACUGUUGCUUCCGGCUCAACUUCCCCCCCCCCCCUUUUUUUUUCUUUUUCUUUUCAAGCGUUCUUUUCAAAGCGCCCCGCCACGCUAAAAAAAAAAAAGAAAGGUCCCUCUACCUCUUUUACCUUCCCACACUCCGGACGGCUGGAAGAGGCAUUUUUCACGCAGUUAUUUACAUCAGUUCUCCCAGGCACAUUUGUUUUUGUAAUCAUGUCUGGUAAAAGGAAACUUAAAGUGCUGACAAUAGCUUAGAAGUUGUGGACAGGUUAAGAAAAGGAGAAACUGCCGCGAAAUUAGCACAGGAAUAUGAAAUUGUAAUCCAAAACCGUGCGAGACAUUAAUAAAAGUGAAGAAAAACUUUUGCAGUUUGCUUGUAGAUCAGACAGUGUGGCACACACGUACAUACACGGGGGGGGGGGGGGGUUAGGAAUUUCCCCUCUACCGGCCGAAGCAGCCAGUAACACAAUGGGAAGGGGAGGGCUUCUUGAAAACGCGAGUGAGAGAGAGAAAGGGAGCAUGUUUUUCGCCACCAGACAUCCCUUCCUCACCCAAAAAACCCCCACCCAACAACAGCCAUCAUUCUUUCUGGAUAGCUAGGUGCGAGUCAUGGUCCACAGCCCCGGCGCCAGCAUAGCCAGGGCCUACUCUCGCUUUGCAGCCUUUAUUUACUGCAUGAACCUUUUUCCCCUUCCAACUAACGGUAUUUUUCCUUGUUUGAAGAUGCCAUUUAAAUCACUCUCAGCCAACAAGGAAGCACUCAUAAUAACCAGAUUAGUUUAGGAUUACUAUUUACGUAGUCAAACUGAGGGUGCAUUUCAAAACUCUCGUAACUUCCUCUCCCUCCCGUAGCAAUAAAGGGGGCAGGAGAAGGAUGCGGCAACACAGUGCCAGUAUUGUUUACGGUCCAAUAAGCUGGGACACGGUAUACAAAGCCUUUGCUUGUACUCAUAGAAUUCUACUGAAGAGACACUCUUUUGCCAGUAAAUACACAAUUUUUAAGUGGUGAAACGGAUUAUCCGGGUUUUCUUAUGGGGGUUUUCUUAUGGGCAUUCAAUUAUCCGGGCAUCGGAAGGUCCCAAUUAACACGGAUAAUCGAGAGUUUACUGUACGUGUAUUUCAAAACAUUACACAAAACUAUCACUGUACAGCAGACACUUUAUACAGUUUGGAAAUACGUUCAAGGCAAUGUUGGAAGGGAGGUUUCAAUGUAAAAACAACUGUGCUUGGUUGAGCAAAAGUGCAUUAUAGAAGAAAGGGGAAAAUUAUGGAAGAAAAUUGAAUAAAUACUAACAAAGUCACAGUAACAUGUUGAAUGUAAGAGUAAUCAGAUAUUCACAUUUAAUUGACAGAUACUGGCAAAUGACUAUAUGCACAACAUAACUGAAUACAUCCACGAUAUUUAAACUUACAUGCUUAUAAAGUUCAUUGUAACUUUAUAUUCAUUUCUUUUAUUCUCUAGAUGUUGCCAUUAAAAACAAUAUAUCAUUAUAACAUGGAAUAUUAAGUCUUACAUGCUGUGAUGUUAUACCGUUAUACCAUAAAUUUACCUUAAUCAGUAUGCCAUUUCGGUCAGUUUUAGUUUUAACUCCUAUUAAUAAUUAAUAGUCAAAUUUUGACAGUUGGCACUUAGAAAAUGUUACUAAUAUAAUUUCAGAUUGAAAUUAAUUAUUGACAAAGGUUUGAAAACUGCAGUUCACUGGUACAUAUCAUCCCAGCUUUAUAUAGUUGCUAGAAAUAGUAUGUUGUUUGGAAUUUAAAAAAAAGUGAUCAUUUUAAUAAAGUCCAUUUGAUAAAGGAAAUACCAUGUUUUCUCGCAUAAUCAUAGCACAUUUUAUUCUAAAAUAAAGUUUGAAAAGUAGGGGUGCGACAAUUAUGCGGAAAAAAAAUUUUUGUUUGGUAUUGUUAUUCAUAAAACAAAAACCCAUUCAUGGAAGCUACAUUUAUUUUAAAAAAAAGUGGAGUAUACAAGGGCACGCCAAACAAUUUAUAUUAAUAAUUCAUUAAACAAAAACCAAACUAUAACACGAACGCAAGCCACUUGAAUCUGUGUCAUGAAAAUACAUAGUUUUAUACGGAAAAGAUACCUACACAAAGUGCUCGGCAUCUAAUAGUGGGACCACAAACAUCAUGCAACGUUUACGCGAGAAGUUUUUUAUCCCAAUUUUGACGGCCAAAAAUAUAGGUGCGACGAUUAUGCGAUAAAAGAGGGUAACUGCUUUGUACACUACGUGUAUGACUACAUUUGUCAGUCUUUUUUUUUUUUUUAUCAAACACUAGUUGUUAAUUUUAAUAUCCCUCAAACAAAAUACUAUCCAAUGGAUUAAGAGAUGUUAGUUCACACUUUCCUCAGCUAAUAAGUUCUGGAUUCAGGUACGUCAAUUCAUUUUGUUACACCUGUACAGUUGAAAAAAAUUAUUGUAUCUCUUAAUUAGCUUCUGCUGACUGUGCGAUUAGUUAGAGAUGAUUUAACUGAAAUAAUCAGUGGCAUUGAUGGUUUUACUUGUGCGGUAGCUGUCAGCUGGCUCGGAGUAUAGGCCGUAUAUUUGACAAGCAGGGUAGCACCUGCCCUAUUCUACUUACUUGGGAUUCAUUUAUUUAUCCAAUGAGAAUCCAGCACUUUAAAUGAAGUGUCAAAUCACAGGCAAUACAGUUAUGACAUCAUACAAGCAAACAGCCAAUGAACAGGUGAUAUUUCCUCGUAAUAGGCCUGUGUGAAUAUUUGAAUACGAAUACAAAUGAAACAGAUUAUUAUGUAUUCAUAUUUGAUUUGCCUGUGAAUACUAACACAUCAAAAUAAUAAAUGAACUUUGUUAGUGGGUAGAUCUGUUGAGAUAAACCAAGGGCUUGAGGACAGAUAUAUUAGUCUGGCCCCCCCUCACUAUUAUUUAAUGUACAACUUUUAACUUUUCAAACCCCACAAUUCAAAUUUUUUUUAAGGCUUUAAAUGCUGCUGUGACUAUAACUAAGGGUGAUUGUUGUGUAUUGCAUUACUUGUUAGCUUCCUUAUGAAUUCUAUGAACAAUAAAACUGUAAUUUUUGUCUUAUCAGGGUAAACCCAAGCAUUAAAAAAAUAUAUUCUUUAACAGAAUCGUGGUUCCUGGGUCCCGGGGGAUUUUGACUCCCUUCUUCCCCUCCCUCAUCACUCGACAGUUCUGUUGGGAGCGAACAAUAAACGUCAACAAUCAUCACUAUUUUGCGAACAUGGCAUUUUAAAAAAAAAUGUACUACAGUAUUUUGUGAUUGAAGGUUGUUUUCUGGAUUAACACUGGAGUAGCUGGUUCUGAACAAUAAGACUUAAUUGAAAAGGAACUGAAAGUUUUAUCAAGUUAGCUGCUUAAAAUAUUUUUAUUUUUAAAUUUAAAUAUUUUAACAAACAUUCUAUGUAUAGUCGUCAUAGAUGACUUAAAUUAACUAACCUUUCACUUCAGUAUUUUUUUUUUUUUUUCUAAUUUCCUAGAAGCCAUGUCACUCCAUAUUUACUUUUUUCUUUCCCUGUGAUGAGAAAAAUGUUUUUUUUGGUAGGAUUCAACUCUCAUUAUCACUAUUUAGUAUUUGUAUUCGAGAAUCAUUUGAUGUUUGUAUUUGUUUUGAACUUUUUUUUAAAUAAAAAAUAAAAAAAUCCUCCAUAUUCUCACAGGUCUAUAAUAUGUACAAGUAACUUUGGAAUCCAUCCUAGAGGUCUUUAAAACAGCAAAAUUUUUCAGUCUGUACUCAUUGACUUUUAUUUUAAAUGUAAUUUAUUUGUUUAAGGCUUUCCAUCAAAUUAAGUUGUUCGGAAAACUGGUUUGUAACCACAAGCUACUGAAUUUUCAGUCUUGCACCAUAGAAAUGCCUAUAAGUAGGGAUAAGAUUUUAUGAUUUUAUCAUCAGACUAAUUUAGUUUUUAAAACAGGAGAUCUCAGUGUUAUUGUUUUUAUAUAAUUUUAUAAACCCUGUUCAUUCAUAAGUAGAGCAUAUUAUUAAACAAAUAUGACGCUUAAAUAUUUCAUAAUUUUUGUGACAUGAUAAAGGCUGUUCUUUUAUGAUAUAAUAAUUUGUAAUAAACAUUUCUAAUGACUCUGAACAAUAAAAAUAAGUCUGAAAGUAACUGUGUGUUUGAAAAAGUACCAAUGCUGUAAUGUCAAAAAAUUGAGUUACUAAUAACAGUUAAAAAAAUAAAAAGAGUAAAAUAAGUUUCGAUCUAUUUAGCACAUCAAUUUGGUACAGAUUUCAUGUUUUAAUAUGUAUCAUUCCUUGAGUUUAUUAAAUUAAAAACAAAUUUUUGUAUUUUGAAUUAAAUUUUUGAAUAAAAAUGCUGACCAUUUU